AUGGAGCAGCAAUUCCACCAACAAACAGCAGCACCUCCUCUGUGUAUCAUCCACGAUAUGUUCAUGGGCUGGGCUGCAGACACAGCCCAAAAAUAUAACACUGCCAGUAUUCUGUUCAAUACCUGCGGGGCCUUUGCAAUAAGUCUGAUGCAUUCCAUGUCGUGUUCGAUAUUGCAGAACGCAUUGGAGAAAGAAGAGGAGGACAGUGUAAUGGUUAGCUUCGAUCUUCCGCGUCCUCUCAGAUUGUUUAAACAUGAAGUGUCCCCCGGUUACUUCAAUCCAGACCUUACAGACAUCAUCCAGCAUUUCAUUUUUCACCGUAUGCAGGAAAUUGGCAAAGGAUCAGGAUUACUAAUUGAUACGUUCCACGAGCUCGAGCCUUUCUAUGUCCAGCACUUGAAAAAAUUAACCGCUAAACCAGUUUGGGCCAUAGGCCCUGUGCAUCCCCAAAAUUUAUUUAGCGGAUCUGGUAACGUUAAAACGCGAGGGAAAAUGAGGGACAACAGAGAACAAGAGUUGGUUUGCUGGCUCUAUAAAUCACAAUAA
Messenger RNA from Cryptomeria japonica (Japanese cedar), 546 nucleotides. Its product is annotated as scopoletin glucosyltransferase-like. The coding region runs from base 1 to 546 and encodes 181 amino acids. The record is from RefSeq and is a predicted model, not a curated record. Lineage: Eukaryota; Viridiplantae; Streptophyta; Pinopsida; Cupressales; Cupressaceae. The transcript has a single exon.